Molecule: messenger RNA, 1474 nt
Organism: Babesia bovis T2Bo
Lineage: Eukaryota; Apicomplexa; Aconoidasida; Piroplasmida; Babesiidae
Product: putative integral membrane protein
Exons: 1
Coding region: 36-1364 (442 amino acids)
Source: RefSeq, a predicted model, not a curated record
AUAUCCCGGGAUUCUAUUGCCAAUAUCUAGCCAAGAUGCCGGGUGUUAAGGCUGGUAUAGGCCCUUACUCUGAUGAGGCUGCCCCUAAGGUGGCUGAUUCGGUAAGGUACCUCAUGCCCAUCGCCAAGCUACUCUUCAUCUUGGUAGCAAUCCUAGGCUUUGGUUUCUGUAUGGCAAUGCUGCUGAUGGCUACUGUAGAAGCCAUAGAGAUAAAGGCUCUGACGAAUGGAGAGGGCAAGCUCAAAAACGCUGACAUGACCGCCCUGAGCAUAGCUAUCUGCCUGAGUCAUCUAGCGCUACACUUUCUAGGCUACCGAUGCAGGUUCAUGAAGCUACACUGGACGUCUUGGGACAGUGGGCUGUUCAUACUAGGAUUCGCGGUAGUUAUCUCUGCGUUCUUUGCAGUGUUCAUAGUGGUGUUACCAGGGAAGGGUACAAAUCUAGGAAAGUUCGAGAAAGAUGACAAUCGCACCUAUAUCGCCAUGGGAUUCACUGGCCUGGAGUUACUGGCAAUGUUCGGGUUCAUCAUAUGCGCUAUGAAGACACACUGCUUUGGUGGCUGCAUGACGCUUAACAAGAAGGUAUUCUAUACAUUUGCCUUUAUAUACAUGCUGGUGUUUUCCGCCCAUGCGUAUACACUAUAUGAGUUUAAGGAAAAUCCAGAGGAAUAUGGAAAUGAUGAUAAAAAUUGGCACAAGCACAGGUUCAUGGCCGCGGUUAACUACAUCUUCGUGAUUGGACUGUGUAUCAGUGCAUACCAGGUAAACCUAUGCUGCUUGUCAUUUACCAAGUGUGAUGCUGUCUUCAUAUUCCUGACUGGCACUGUCGUAGGCAUCUUGAUAACAAUAUGCCUGUCAAUGUUCCCGGAGAUUCAGCCUACCCAGUGGACUCUCGCAGGCCUUAUCGGUAUGCUAUAUAUACUCACGGUUGCACUGUUUUUGUACAUCCAUGCCAAGAGGCCGCUGUGCAGGUACUACAACCCAGAUGUAGUAACUUUCGGGAUAUUCGCGCUACUGUUCCUAUUAUUGGUAUCCACCUUGAUAGCCCUGGGAGUAAUGCAUCAAAAAAUUAUCAGCGGUAUCGCGGCAGACGCUAAAACCAUUGCCCCAAUAGCCAUAUUUGUGUACGGCUUCGUGGUAUUCGUUGUAAUGUUAAUCUUCGGUUUCAAGGGCAAUGCCAUGAAGGUUAUCAAGGCGUUCAUGAAGCAGGCACGUGACGAACGACUCGUUAAGAACGGCCAUGAGCUGGAUGUCAAACCUUUGUACGAACCAGGCGUUGAGACACCGGGUAGUGAAUGUAACCUUCGUGGACCGGAGUCAUCAGGAGGUGUCUUCCGUGAUUCGUGGUUACACCCAGCAAUGUAGUUUGUUAUACUAUCGGGAAUGUGUCCUGGAAUUUUAACACAUAAAGACUAAAGGUCGCCAACUAAUGCAGUUAAAAUGAAGAGAUUACUAUAAUUAAUGUAGUAUAAGCU